AUGUCCCAGGAGCGGCCUGAACCGCCUUUAGGAGCGGACUCUCCAGAAGAGCUUAAAGAAAUUACCCAUCUGGAGGUUGAGAAACUCCGCCUGCUCGACGCCGCCACGCCUGCUAUACAGACUCCCCGACCCGUCCUUGCCGCUACCCCGAGUCCCCUGGCUGAGCAGUCUGCAGAUUCUGCACCGGGAUCGACUGCGCUUGCUCCUCCUGUCCAUUCCGGAUCUUCCUAUCUCAGUGAGAAGAUCCCUGACCCAAAAGAAUUCGAUGGCUCUCGAAGCGACCUUUGCCAGUUCACACAACAGAUCUAUGGCAAGAUGACCGCCAAUGCUGACCGAUUCCUGACCGUUACUGCCCGGCUGACCUAUGUUACCGGACGUCUGACCGGGAAAGCCUACGAAUUGAUCCUGUUGAAGACCCGCUACAGAGUUCUCGACUUCCUUGAUUACCCAGAAAUGCUUGCCUACCUGGAGAACGCCUUUGGAGACCCCGACCGUAUUCAGAAUGCCCAGAAUAAGCUAUACCAGCUGAAGUAG
This is a messenger RNA of Anthostomella pinea, 534 nucleotides long. The record is from the annotation of a GenBank genome assembly. NCBI's taxonomy places the organism in Eukaryota, Fungi, Ascomycota, Sordariomycetes, Xylariales, Xylariaceae.